GCGCGCGUGUCAGUUAGUUCGCUGGCAGCCGCGGACAAUAACUGACAGCCGCGUCGCGCUGUCAGCUGGUCGCGCGCGCGACAUCGUGUCCUUUCCUUCGCGGAGAGAGACCCCUCGUCGGAUCUCGCAACCGCGGCGCGCGUCCGCGACUUGUGAAAGUGCAACGCGCUCGCGCCGAUCGUCGCAGUGUGCUCCGUUUUCAUGCGCGCGCGGGAUAUCGGAGAUCGACUCGAAGGACUUUGCUCCUUGCGAAGCCCCGGAUUACCAGUGGCAAUUCGGACUUUCACGGGGAAUGCCUGAUUUGGUUUCCUGGCUGAUCCAUCGCGCACUCGUCCCGACGUCUCGUGAACAUUUUCAGUUCCAGGGGAGAGAACAGCCCGAAACUUCGAGGUCUCUCUGAAACUUUCGCGAAACGUGGGGAAACAAAUCCGCGAUGGUCCCGGAGACCGAGUGAAACUGUAAUCUCGAUUACACGGAGCUCGAUCAUACAAAGUUCCGCCCGCGAGCUCUCGUCCCGCACCCCCUCCCAGCUCGUCUUUUUCUUCGCAGAGACUAGACGAGGCUAAAACCGCCUCGGCGACAAGACUCGGCGCUUCAGCCGCAACCGAAGGCGCGUCGCGCGAAAAGUGAAUCCUCGGCGGAGCAGCGCGAAUCCUGCGGCGCGCGGCGACGUCCCGUUCACGUAUGCGGCCGUGUGCCGAGAAAAUGAGUGCGUGCGUGCGUGAGUGCCGAGGACCACGAGGCUCUCCCGGCUCGUGAGUGAUCGGUGUCUCGGUGUCCGGAGCGAGCGGCGACGAGCAGCAAGGACGAGCCGAGCCCGCGCGAGAACGCGAGCGGCGUGAGAAAGAGAAAGAAAGAGAGAGAGAGAGAGAGAGAGAGGGAGAGAGAGAGAGAGAGAGAGAGUGCGCGCGCGAAACAUGCGAAACGGCGGACAGGCGCAGCAAACGGCGGUGAUGACGCCGCCGCACCUCAACGGCUCGGCGCAAUUCAUCUCGGGCGGCUACGUGACGGCCGGCUACCUGCCGCGCCAGUCCUGGAGUCAGUUCCAGCCGACGUCGCAGCAGCAGCAGCAGCAGCAGCAGCAGCAGCAUCAUCCACGAGGCGGCGGCCGGCCGCUGUCGUUGCCGCCGCCGCCACCGCCCUCCAGACGAGACAAUCAGAGGCCCUGCAACGGCCCGGGCAACCCGAAGAACGCAUCCUUGCCGCUUCCGAGAGGUGCGAGCCACAGGAGCACCACUCCCUCGAAGGUGGACCCCGAGCUGAUAUUUACGAAACAGGAACGGAUCGGGAAGGGUAGCUUCGGCGAGGUUUUCAAGGGUAUCGACAACAGGACUCAGCAGGUCGUGGCCAUCAAGAUCAUCGAUCUCGAGGAAGCGGAAGAUGAGAUCGAGGACAUCCAGCAGGAGAUAAUGGUGCUGUCGCAAUGCGACAGUCCAUACGUCACCAAGUAUUAUGGGUCUUAUCUUAAGGGUACGAAGCUAUGGAUCAUCAUGGAGUACCUGGGUGGCGGCUCGGCCCUGGACUUGAUGAAGGCCGGUAGCUUCGAAGAGAUGCACAUCGCCGUGAUAUUACGCGAGGUGCUCAAAGGGUUGGAUUACCUGCACAGCGAGCGUAAGCUUCAUCGUGAUAUUAAAGCGGCGAACGUCUUAUUGAGCGAGAUGGGCGACGUCAAGUUGGCCGACUUUGGCGUGGCCGGCCAGCUGACGAACACCACGAGCAAACGGAACACCUUCGUCGGCACGCCGUUCUGGAUGGCACCCGAGGUCAUCAAGCAGUCCGCUUAUGAUUCCAAGGCUGACAUUUGGUCCUUGGGCAUCACGGCGAUCGAGCUCGCGAAAGGGGAGCCGCCUAACAGCGAGCUGCAUCCCAUGAGGGUCCUCUUCCUAAUACCCAAGAACAAUCCGCCGCAGUUGACCGGGAAUUACACGAAACAGUUCAAGGAGUUCGUCGAGGCUUGCCUCAACAAAGACCCCGAGAACAGGCCAACGGCGAAGGAGUUGCUGAAGUUCCAGUUUAUCCGAAAAGCGAAGAAGAACUCGUACCUAAUCGACCUGAUCGACAGGUACAAAAAGUGGAAGUCGCAGCGCAGCGAGGAGUCGGAGACCGAGAGUGAGAAUUCGGACUCGGAGGAAUCCAAGCAAGACAGCGACAUGGACGAGCCGUGGAUAAUGACGGUGAAAGGCCCGCACGGGGUCAAAGGAUCCGUGGUGCCUAUGCUGCCGCUGGACGAGCAGCCAACAUCCUUGACCCUAACACACACGAAUCACAGGUCCUCCAAUCACAGUCAGGCGGGCAAACCGCACGCGAACGGCGCCUCGCGAUCGCCGCCGAAGGAUUCCACGCUGAAUCACUACAGGAGCGAGUCCAGAGAUUCGUUGCGCGAUGGCCAAGCGAAACCGUCCCGACCACACGAGGCCGCACCUCCGCCACCGGUGGACACGAGAGAGAAGCGAGACGACCGAGAUUACCGCGACUCCAGCCGAGAGUCCACGCUUAGAGAGCCGAAGGAGAUCCGCGAUGGCCGCGAGAGGGACAGAGACGUCCGGGAGCGAGAACGGGAUAGGGAGGGUAGAGACCGGGAAAGAGGCAGGGACUUCAACACGCGGGAGAAGAGGAGAAACAGCAAACCGGAAGUGCCCAUCGCCCCGAUGGUCGAUCACAGAUCCAGCGAGGACAAGCAGAGGCCGAGGAGCUCGCAAGAGCUGAAGCAUCCGCGAAGCGUCGCUCUGUCCGGUGUGGUCUUGCCUUUGCUUUCCGAGCUUCAGCGAAAGCAUCAAUAUUCCGCGAGAGACAAUAACGGCGAAGGCGGCAGUGGCAUCGGCAAGAAUGGCGGCGUUAUAGAGGAGCUGCGCGGCGCCUUCGAGUCGGCGGAACGCACGUCGCCGGGAAUGACGGAGUCGCUUAUUCGCGAACUGAUCAAAUCUCUACUUCCGCCCAAUCACUCGGAAGGCCGUCUGUCCAUGCUGAUGGAGAAGGUCAUCUUGAGGGAUACGUAGGGACGCGAGAGAGCGAAGGUCCGCAAGAGAUUGUGGUCCCAAAACAUCCUGACGUUGUAAAACCAUUCGUUAUUUCUCUCGACUUACCAACUUACCAAUCAGCACGAGCCGAGUGUCAUCGUCGAUUCGAGUGGCGAUUCCGAACGUGAACGUGAAGGGAACGUAUUCGUUACUUCCCCACGCCCCUCAUCCGCUCCCAUCCCACGCUUCAUCCCCGUAAUCCCAGCCGUGUACCCGCUGAUCUAUGAAGACCACGCUACAACGAAGUCCAUCGAAAUUCUACGAAGUAGUCUACUGAACCCGCCUCGUCUCCACCUACCUACCUACUUACUUACUUACCUACCUCGCCGUAGGAUAAAAAUACGUAGACGGCAGACGCACGCGAAACGUUGUGCCAGUGUUCUUGCAGUUCCUACUCGUCUAAUUGUUAUCGACCCUGUCCCGAACUAUUUCGAUUGGACUGCCACAUUUGCGCGCUCGUCCGUUCCCCGUCGUCGGCCGACAGUCUGUUUUAUCAACGGGUCAGCCUUCGUUCCACAACUUUUAUUCGGCCUUUGAAAAAUUGUUUCUCUUUUCCCUUUCUUUUUAACGUCUUUAACUAACCUGUGAAGAGGUGGGAGAACGUGAAGUUUUAUAUUUUGUACUGAGAGAAGCCAAAACACACGAUACAGAAGCGCACCUCAACCUUCGUGGACUCGUCGGGUUCUUCUUGAAAAUCAUCGACAAAACGGAACUGUCGGUCGAUCCCAGCGCAAUCUUAGACGGUUAGGACGGCUCUUCGCCGCUGGUAGAUGAAACAAGCGCAGUGAGUUGCACGAAUAACCUUAGAGCUUCUCCCGACAGCGUAUUCGAUUUGAUCUAGCUCUAGGACCUGUCUCGCAAGAUAACUAAGAAAGAGAUAAGAAAAAAAAAACGUAACGUUCUCUAGCGAUUUCAUGGCGAUCAAUUACUACGAGUAGAGAAAGGCGGAAAUUAGACGACGGCGUGUUCGCGAGAAGGCUGAAUCGAAAGUUCCGUUACGCGAUAGCACAGUACACCUGUCCGAUAAGAAUUCCUUGAGCCUCUUUCAUGUUCGGCACGAGCACGACGUCCGGCGAUACGAAAGCGAAACUGUACAGACUCGGUAGAAGCGGAUUGGCACAAGGAGUAUUCGACGACUUGGUCUUGCCUCAAUGUAGAUACGUCCGCGGCAUGCACUAUCGAGUCACAUCGAACACACAGACGUGAUCCAAGUGAGAAA
Harpegnathos saltator (Jerdon's jumping ant) is the source of this 4236-nucleotide messenger RNA. RefSeq names its product Germinal centre kinase III (gene GckIII). Bases 918 to 2996 code for a protein of 692 amino acids. The transcript is spliced from 11 exons. Gene Ontology annotation, molecular function: protein serine/threonine kinase activity; ATP binding. NCBI's taxonomy places the organism in Eukaryota, Metazoa, Arthropoda, Insecta, Hymenoptera, Formicidae. Gene Ontology annotation, cellular component: cytoplasm. The record is from RefSeq and is a predicted model, not a curated record. Gene Ontology annotation, biological process: protein phosphorylation.